This is a messenger RNA of Gymnogyps californianus (California condor), 1356 nucleotides long. It is a transcript of the gene SH2D2A, whose product is annotated as SH2 domain containing 2A. The coding region runs from base 1 to 1356 and encodes 451 amino acids. NCBI's taxonomy places the organism in Eukaryota, Metazoa, Chordata, Aves, Accipitriformes, Cathartidae. The record is from RefSeq and is a predicted model, not a curated record. The transcript has 7 exons. Gene Ontology annotation, cellular component: cytoplasm.
AUGGAUGAUGACCGUCCCCUCUUCAGCACCUUCAAACCCGUCAGCAAGGACAACACGGCCAGCGCCAAGCCAGCACCCAGCACGACCCCGGUCCAGCCCCAGGGAGCAGCGCAGCCCCCGGCACACCACGGCACACACGGCAGGGUCCCGCCGGGCUCCUGGCCAUCCCCACCAAGCUCCUGGCCGUCCCCACCGGGCUGGUCCCUGCUGGAGGGGGACCCACGUCCAGAGCUGGUGGCCCUGCGUGCCCGGACGAAGCUAUGGUUCGAGCAGACGCAAGCCAGGAGGCUGGGGGCCGAGGGCAAGCUCCCAGCCUGGUUCCACGGCUUCAUCAGCCGGAGGGAAACGGAGCAGCUGCUGCAGGAUCAACCCCCGGGCUGCUUCCUGGUCCGCUUCAGCGAGAGCACCGUCGGCUUCGUCCUCUCCUACAGGGGCAGGGAUCGCUGCCGGCACUUUGUCCUGGACCAGCUGCCAGACGGGCGGUACGUGAUCCUGGGGGAACGGAGCGCCCACGCCGAGCUGGCCGACCUGCUGCGGCACUACGCCGCCGCCCCCGUCACGCCGUACCACGAGUUCCUGACGGUGCCGCGGGGACGGGAAGACGAGCCCCAAGGAGGGACGCCGAGCCCAGCCGGCAGCGACGCCGCGCGUUCCCCAUCGAGCAAAGCGCCGGCAAACCUCUCGGCGUACAGCACCGCUCCCAGCGUCCCCCCACCGCUCCCAGCCAAGGCCAGCUCCUUGGCCGCGGCUCAGGGGCCGCCCAGCCCCGCCGGCGGCGGAGCAGCUCCCGAAGGUCCCUACGCUCACGUGCACAAAGAAGCCGUCCCCCCCGAGCCGCCCGCGCCGGCCGACGCCAAGUACCAGCAGCUCAUGUGCUUCCACACCUACGCCGAGCCCCACGAGGGCAUCGCACCCAGCUCCUCCACCUACUACCACGUGGAAGAGCCCAUCCCUUUCUACGCCGUGGGACGGGGCUCCAGCCCCAACGGCGGCCCCGAGGAGAACAUCUACUCCGAGGUGGCCCUGGCCCAGCAGGAUCUGCCCGCUCCGCUCCCCAAGGGGACCCGAGGCGCCUUCUCCACGCUGCCCCCCAAAUCUCGCCCUCACCGCCGGCUCUUCCGCAGCGCGUCCAGCCAGCGGUCUUCCAAGAGGCGGCAGCUCCCGGCAGCUCCCACCGCAGACGGGAAGGAGAGAGGAGCCUCCAGCCCGGCCAUGGAGGGCACGGCCAACCCUCUGCCGGAGCUGGACGAUCCCGUUUACGGCCGGAGGACGAGCGCCGCAAAGCGAGGGGCGGCUGCGGCAGGGCAGGAGGGCCCCGAGAACGUUUACGAGCAGCUUUCUGGAGACCGUCUCUAA